Messenger RNA from Sphaeramia orbicularis (orbiculate cardinalfish), 7303 nucleotides. RefSeq lists its product as uncharacterized. Gene Ontology annotation, cellular component: cytoskeleton. Lineage: Eukaryota; Metazoa; Chordata; Actinopteri; Kurtiformes; Apogonidae. The record is from RefSeq and is a predicted model, not a curated record.
AGGCGGGGUGAGGAUAUCAAUCGCACCCUCCUCUUAAAGGCAGCAGAGGAAACGGGAUGCAGGCUAACUGUGACAACGAUACCGCUUUUAUUUUAUUCACGGUUUUACUACAAACAGCGGCAAUGACAUAGAGCCCCGCUAGGCCGUACGUGGCAGAGUCUGUCCCAGCUUCCGUGAACCGGUGCCUUUGUGUGGCGGGAACCCCGGCUCCAUGUCGGUUUGUUGUUCGGGUUAGCUGCCUCCACAGCUAGCAUCCUGCUUGUGUUCACGGUGCAGAGGGAGUUAGCCUCAGAGGAAACGGGCAGCCUUUAUCCGGUGAAAGGGGCUUCAGAUCUCUCCCGGGACUGUCUCACACGAUGGACAGGGACCCGCCACUGCAGCAGCAACACACCUGGUGAACCUGUGGUUAGCAUCAGGCCUGAGUACCAGCACCCUCCCACCGCUGCCUCCUUCCCCCUGGGCUGCCCCUGGAGUACAAACCCUCUCCUCUUCUUCCAUGAUCACAAUGGAGCCGGCGCUGAACCCGCUGCCCCAUUUCCCAGAAAACUCCUAUAAAAUGACUGAGGAGGACGUGAAGAGGCUGAUUGAAUUCCGUGCAUCCAAUGAGGCUCUGUUCACAGGGAAGAGGAAUUCAGCCAAGAUUGCAUGGAGCACCAUCUUAAAAGGCCUGGGUCUGGAGGGGAAACUCACAGCAGACCAGAUUGCUAAAAAAUGGGACAACCUGAGGACGAAAUACAAGGACCUGAAACAGCCUUACCAGGGCCAAGACAACAUCGGGGCUGUGGUGGAGUCGUGGCCCUGGUUUCACAUCAUGGAUGAAGCGAUGCAGGGUCGUCUCUACAACAGCAACCUGGUGCUAAGCCCGGAGAUCCCUGGACAAAUCGUUCACCGUGGGAACAGCCAGGUCAGCCAGAACCAGGAGAACACCGACAUCCUUGAGUUCCUCAUCAAAACAGAGAUGGAGGACACAGUGGCAGUUGAACACACAGAGGAUGAUGGCACAGUUCACACAGAGGCUCCUCCCAUUGAGGGAGUUCCGAUGGGUUGGAGGAGGAUGUCUGAGUGCACCUAUAAAAUGACAGAACCAGAAACGGAGAGAAUGAUCAAACUUCGAGCUGCAAAUGAGGCACUCUUCACAGGCAGAAAGCAUUCGGCAAAGCCUGCCUGGAGAGCCAUUUUGUAUGAGCUGGGGCUUCAGGGAAAGGUGACUACAGACCAGUUAGCCAAGAAGUGGGACAACCUGAAGAGGAGAUACAAGGAGCUGAAGUUUCCAGCUCGAGGUGUGGAGACGAACCCGAGCUCCUGGCCCUGGUUUUACAGAAUGAACGACGCCAUGGAGGGCCGGUUCGCUGGAGCAGCACCCAUCCUCACACCUAUUGUGGAGGAUGAAGAUGAAUACUGUGAACCUCUGUCACCAACCCCCAAGAAACGAGCCAGACGGACUCGAGGAGGGAUGGCUGAGUUUCUUACAGAGUCAGAAAUGGACUUACUAGUUGAUAAUGAAGAGAAGAAUGGUUCUUCAGCUCUGGGAGAUCUGCACCGGAUGACUGAGUUCACCUACAAAUUGACAGAAGACGACACAAGGCGGUUAAUUGAGUUACGAGCUGCUAACGAGUCUCUGUUUACCGGGAGGAGAAACACAGCUAAACCAGCUUGGAGGGGGAUCGUGAAGGAGAUGGGUCUGACAGGGAAGAUAACGCCUGACCAGGUCGCCAAGAAGUGGGACAACCUGAAGACCAAAUUCAAGGACCUGAAGUUUCCUCCACGGGGGAUGGAGGGCCAAACCAACCCCGCUUCCUGGCCCUGGUUCCAGUUAAUGAGUGACGCUCUGGAGGGCCGGCUAGCAGGGAAAGCUCCCAGGGUUACGCCCAUCUGGACAAACGAGGAGGACGCCGUAUUCGGCUCAUCUCCACCUGCUCCUGACAGAGACUGUUUAAUGGCAGAGAGGAACAGCAUGUCAGAGCUGGAGAGCAUGGUGGGAGGAGACAAUGCAGAGGCUGAUGGGAAUGUUGUCUCCAUCGACGCCAGCGGGGAGGGAGUGUUCAACCCCUCAGACCUUUCUUAUAAAAUGACAGACCAGGACACACGCAAGAUGAUUAAACUGCGAGCUGCUAAUGAGGCAUUGUUCACUGGGAGGAGAAAUGCUGCUAAGGCUGCCUGGAAAGCCAUUCUGAAGGAACUGGGUUUACAGGGAAAGGUCUCAACCUACCAGAUGGCAAAGAAAUGGGACAAUCUGAAGAGGAGAUACAAGGAUCUGAAAUAUCCCCCAGUAGGGAUGGAGAGUGUCGCAGACGGCGCCUCCUCCUGGCCGUGGUUUCACCUCAUGAAUGAAGCUAUGGAGGGUCGCCUGGUGAACAGUGCCCCCCUCCUCACCCCAGUCACUCAGGAUGAUGAGCAGCACCCUGACCCCGCCCCCAGACACAGGCCCCGCCCUGCCCCUCCACCUCCCCCCUCCUCCUCCUCAGACUAUGGACAGGAGUCAUUCAAUGACACCACGGAGCAGAACCAGCGGAACUCGGAGCCUUGCGACGGGCCGCUGGGGGGACUGGAGCGGGAGUGGGAGAUGGUGGAGCGGGAGAGGGCUGCACUGGAGCGAGAAAGGGAAAUGGUGGAGCGAGAUAGGGCAGCUGUGGAGAGAGAGAGGGCAGCGGUGCAGGCAGAGAGGCUGUGGCUGGAGAGGGAGCGGGCAGCGGUGGAGCGGGACAGAGCGAUGGUGGAGCAGGAGAGAGCGGCGUUGGGGCGAGACAGGGAGGUGCUGGACCAGCGAGCUUUGAUGCUGAACUCUGUAGGACAUUCUGGACACCUCAAUUCACUAAUGUAGACCUUCAUGAGGUGUAGACUGCUCUGAGGAUGUUGAUCAUCCCUGAUUCCCGGAGGAUGGUGUGGAAGAGAGUGCGGUUAAUCAUGCUGCAAGCUGGAGUAUAGACCUCUGUGCAGUGCUUUGCGAAGCCAUGUUUGGUGGCAAACAGAGUGGCUGUAGGUUUUCCAUACAUUGUGGGGUAAACGAUGAUGAAAUGGGUAAAUGGUCCUGGAAUUGCACAACACUUAAAUAGUAGGGCUGCACUAUUACUAUUAUGUUUUCAUCACAAUGUUCACAUCUUAUUUAACUUUUUAUUGAGGUUUGGCCUUUCCAUUGAAACAUUGGAAACUAAAGGGUUGUCCACACAAGUUUUAAGAAUUGGUUCAUCUCAACUGGUUGUUUAAGUGGAACAUAGUGGAAUGCAAAGUUCUCAGAGUCCUUUUCAGCACCUUUUGAUGAAUGAAAGAAAACACUGAGUACUCUUCAAAAUGCAACUGAAUUUUCCUAAUCCACCCUCUUGUGUGGAAGUAGUACAGUUAUAUUCCUGAGUAGGGGUGUAGCGUUGCACUCAUUUGUACCAAAUGUUUCGGAUCGGGGCUUUCGAUACGAUACAGAGGUGUUCCAAACGAAUACAUGUAGCCUGUGCGAAGAAUGCAAACACUAUGGAAGCAGGGUGGACACAAGCACAACCCAUGUGCAGGGUUCUCUCUCUCUCUCUCUCUCUCUGUCUCUCUGUCUCUGUCUCUCUCUGUCUCUGUCUCUGUCUGUGUGUAUAUUUAUACAUUCAGCAGCGGCAAAUUCUUAGUGCCGCUGCAAAACAAACCAAAACAUGACGACAGAGUAUGACAGAGGCACAGAAGCUGGGUCGGACGUUCGAAACAUGUUGCGUUUCUCUUUCGUUUUUCAGUAUGUUGUGGCACAAGGGUCCACAGGUUCCUUUAUAGCGAAAAGGUUUUUAUUUUUUAGUUCAAGUUAACAAAAUCAAGUGAACCUGCUCCUCUUCUCCUUCACUGUGCCUCUGCUGCAGUGUUACUGUGAGGUGAUGUUCACAGCACCUCAGGGAAUACUGUGAGGCAUUCACAAACACUCAGUAAAUUACAGAGUUUGCCAUAAACGAACACUGAACAUUCAAAAUUGUAUAACAUGUGGGUUGCCACAUAAUUAAUGCACAAAUGACUGAACAAUAUUUUGUAGAAAUGUCCUGUGUCCAACAGGUAGUUACAGAGUGCACCCCCCCCCCUUCCCCUUCCCCUUCACUGGUCUCCUUCUCUGUACCGAAAAUGUAUCAAACCAAAGACCCCUGUACCGAAAUUUUUUCUGUACCGUUCCACCCCUAUUCCUGCGUAGGUGCACAGCAGUAGGAGUUGAUCAGUAUUCACCUUGAGGCUCUGAUGCAUUUGGAGCCACCAUUCAAAGAGCAUUAAUCUUCAUCGGUGUGGAUGAUGUCUGUAUUUAUUGUUGUCAUUCUUGGUGUGAAUGGCUCUUAAGACCUUUGAGUUCUGUGGGCCAAGAUGGUUAGUAGAUAGUCACAAAUGAUGAGUAUUAACCAACUCAGAUUUGUCCCGCCCACAACAUGACCACUCAUAGUUUACUGCAGCAUUUUAGUCCAGUUAAUUGUGACUCUGCUUUCUCAUAUCUUUGGUGUACACUAAUCACACACACGUGCAGUCUGAGACCCUUCAGAAGAGGUGGUCUUGGUCGGGUCCCUAACACUCGCUAGAGCUGUUUGUUUUUUUGAUGAGAACAUGAUCCAACCGUGAUCUGACUGAACAUUUGCAGCUCCUGAAGGUCGAUCUGUUCUUCAUGUUAAGUGUUAAUAGUUAAUGUCUCUACCUGCUCAAUGUUAGCUUCUUUGUUCUGCUCAGUCUGAAGGCAGUAUGUUAUUUUCAAGGCAUUUCCUUAAAGUGCAUUUGACUCUGUGCUGCUGUGUCAUACAGAUUAUUACCAUAGUUACCGUAAACUCUGCUCUGUGUUAAAUUAGUUAAAACAGUGUUUGGCUCACAGAUACACACAGGGCAUUCUGUAUAUAUUCACAUUUUUGCUACCACCUCAGACACAUUUGUAAGGUUUAAUUUUUAGUGAUUUAUUUUGGUUAAUUUGAAACUUUUUUUUUGUGCUGAGGUCAGAAAUUCACGAGGGGGAAAAUGUACCAAGUUUACAAACUCAUCCACUAACUUAGACCAGGGUAAAGUGACUAUAGGUGUAAAAACAGCCUUUGGUUUCAGUUGGUGAAUGAGUGGCUAAAUGCACUAUUUUUUCAUGUUUUAUGUUUUUUUUGCUUUUGCACUAAAAUGCAUCACUAAAAGCUACCUAAGAACACUUUAUUAUUUCAUCAGUUAAAUCACUAAGUCAAAAAUCAAGAAACUCCCAGAGUAAACUGUGUCAAAUAACAACGAAGUUUACUUCGUUGCUUUUUCUCACUCAAACCUGAGUUUAUUCUGUAAUAGAUUUGUAUCAGCUGACCUGGCCACAGGAGCUGUUUUGUCCAAACACAAUAUAUUUUUUGUUGGAUCAUGUUCCUGGUAGUAGACAGUUCUAUGGUUUGUGAAUGUACAGUUCAUGUGCUUUUACACAUACUGUUUUUUUCUGAUUCAGACACACUAAACAAAUAGAGAUAACUUUUAUUCGAGUGAUUUAGGCUUCGAAGCUGCAAAAUGGAAUGAUUGAGAGGUCAUGGAAGUAUGAACCUGCAGUUCAUUUUAUAUUUUAUUGUAAGUCGGUAAUGUGUCUUAUUUAUUUGGUUUUAUCCACUGGUGCCAUUGUAAUCUGUUCAGUUUUAAGCAUUGUUUUACCAUCUUAUUUAAGUCCAUCAUAUGUGUUUUGUCACAAUGUGAUAAAUAACUUCAUAUCAUUGAUCAUUUUAGACAUAAUUGUGCAGCCCUACCUGUUUACACCUGAGUGUUAAUGAAGAACCAGGCAGACCGGCCUGAGGUACAGACCACUAGGGAGGUAAAGACUCCUUCAGACUGAUGACAUGGGUUCAUUUAACAGAGAAAGCUCAAGUCAAACAAAGGCUGUACUGUAAAACCUGGGCACGGUCCAGAAGAAUACAAAUAAUGUGCAUUCACGUGUUUCCCAUUCAUGGAAUUUAUUUUGAUGGAGCAUAUUCAGUAAUUAGUUUUUAAUGUGUUGAUCAUGAGUUUGUGGACUAGAGAAGCAGUUCCUUACAACAUCAGUAACAAAAAAAUGUGACUUUAUUUUACAGGUCUAGUAUUUUUCAUUUAUUCUACGUUCUUUCCUCAUAAUUUCCUUAGAAGUAGCUGGCACUUUUCUGCAGAUUAUGAGGAUGUUUUGCAGAAUAGCACUGUUUUUAACUAAUUAUAAAGGAGAACGGAUGAAGUAAUAUUUAUAAAUAAGUAGCCCUACUACUACUUUUUAUUCAGGUAUUUAAAAGCAAGUUAUGCAUUAAGCGACUAAUAAUUUCCUGAAAUGACAAAUCAUUUUGACUAAUCACAUGGUUGUACUGUAAAUUCAACAGUAAUUUCAAUAAUACAGACUUAUAUUUUGUUAAAUUCAGUAAAUGUUUCCUCAUGGUCUGCAGCUGAAUAAUAUAAUUUAAUGUUUAUACACUGUCAUGGUUCUGUAAAUGGUCAAACCAAUCCAUCCUAACACAUUCCAGGUAGUAAAGGGUGUGUUUGAGUUCAACUAUUGUAAUGUUUGUCAGCAUUCACUUACUCCACCUUUUCAAUGUACCAAUACCAGUCAAUUGUUAGGAAAUUAUGAGGAAAGAUUGUAGGGUAGUGACGGAAAAAUACAGGAUCUGUAAAUUAUAGCAUCCCCAAAUUUCUGCAAUUACAUGUUGUCACAAAAAUGAAAAAAAUCUUCACUGUUAACUUAAAUGUAUUAAUACCUUUUCCUUUAUACGCCUUAGUAUUUUUUUGUUUUGGAAAACAACUGACCAUGUUAGUAAGUAUUCUACUGGUACAGACGGUUAAAACUUGACAAAAUACAGUUAAGUGCCCUUUUUUUUUAUCAUUUCAGCAAGCGAAUACCUUUUUUACUUUCACAUAGUAUUUUUUUUUAUUAUAUUGUGCAACCUCCAACAAAUAAAUUGUCCUCCUGUGGGAAACACUGAACUGUACCUACUCCCAACUUGGACUCUUUCUUGACAUUAUUAAGCCUUCACAGACUUUGGCUCAGCACCUUUUUGUUCCAGUUCAGAAGCACAGAAGCUCUUUUUUGAAUCCUGAUGGAAGCCUUAAAAACUGGUCCGUGGCUUAGCUGUACAUUUCCUCUAUGUGAAUGCAAUAAGUGUGUUGUGUCCAUGCAGUUAAUAGGGAUUCAGCCAAACUCUGAAUGUGUUGAAAACAUCACAUCUGUUGGUUUGCAACAUAUAUGUGAAAUGUUUUGUCUUUUUAAAAAAAAAUGGCAGUAUUUACAUUGUAAUGUUGUAUAAAAACACUCAAAUUUCAUCUGUUUGUAAAGUUGCAUAUAUAUUUUUUAAGAAGGGCCUGAUGACAUGUUCCUGUUGUAGCCUUCAAUAAAUGGACCAGAAUCACCUAA